AUGGACAACAACGUUAUUAUAAAUGAAUUGAAGUUUCCAUUAGAAAAUCAAAAAGAAUAAAAUUUAAACAGGUCAACUAAUGUCUCAAUCAGCAUGCAAUAAAACCAAUAUUCUGUCAUAUUAUAUUAUUUUGAUUUUUAAUGUUUACCUUCUACUUAUGAUGAAAGUGUGUAGUUUAAUGCAGAAAACUUAGUUAAUCAUAAACCUCCAUUUAUUUUAGAAUAAAUUAAAGAAGAUAAUGAGCAGAAAUAGCUGAUCAACUCAUAGGAAAUGAAAAGAACUAAAAGAGCAUUCAAUGUUUAUAAAGGUUACUUACAGUCCAAUUGCUAAUUCAUAUAAAUAAAACAUGUAGAAAACAAAAAUAUAAAUUCUACAGACACUCAACUAAGCAUUAAAGCAAAUUAAGAUGAUUUACAAGCGAAACAAAUUGUUUAAAAUAACUAAGAGGUAAUUUUAGAUGAAAUAAACCAAUAAAAAGGCAAUUUAGUUGUUUUUUCAUAGAACUAAGUCUAAAAUAAUUAAUAAGAAAGCUCUACCUAGAAAUAGUAAGAUAAAUAUGAAGUAAAACCAUGCCAAUAAAAAGAAUAAGUAAUAAUUAAUCAUGUAGAUUAAUCAUCAGAAUAAUUUAAAGAACUCAUAUUUAAAAAUCCCUAUUAUAAUAUAAAUAAUCAAGUUGAUGAGGGAUAGAACAACUAAAAUAAUAAUGUAAAGAGGUUAGUAGUCUAUAACUAAGAGUUAAUAGAAGUAGAAUAGAGAUCAAAUAGAAAGAGCUUAAUUAUAACAACAGAUCUAGGUGGUACUCUUUGUGGUAAACCUGAAGCAACACUUGAAUUCAUGAAGUACUGGAUUAAAUACUUUUGGUUUGAUAAAUCCUGUAAAUUGAUAUAUAACUCAGGAAGAGGAAUCCACCCUUUUAAUCUCUUGAUGAAAAGAGAGAGUUUAAUUAUGCCUGAUUACUAUAUAGGUAGAUGUGGUUCAUAUAUUUAUUUGAAAGACUAUACAAAAGGUAUAUUGUAUCUAGAUAAGUAAUGGCUAAUGGAGCUAGCUAAGAUUUGGUAACCAUAAAUAAUAUUUGAAAAGAUGCAAAAGUUAUCAAGUUGGUUGAAAUUUAAAGUUAGGAAUGAUCCUGAAGUAUGGUCUCUAAGAUACAAUAGCGAAAUUAGUGUAUUUUAUGAGAGAGAGAAUGAGUUUAAAUAAAUAGAGUAAGAACUUAAUGAAAUAGGCAUAGGGUUUAAUGCAGUAAUUAGGGAAAAGUAAAAUCUGAUGCAUGUUGAAAUAGUACCUUAAAUUACUGAUAAAGGGCUGGCUCUUGAGUAUCUCCUUCAUAAAGUUUAUUACCCUUACAUAUAAAUGAGAAAUUAGAAAAUAAUAUUUAAGGAUGAUUUAACAGGUCAGCAAAGACUUCUAGAGGAGUAAAAACGCAAUAUGAGCGAGUAGCUAGAGUUCAUACAAAAUAAGGCCUAAUAAAUAAAAAGCAAAUAAUUCAAAUAUGAAGAUAUACUCAUCAAUAAGCAAGAUAAUGAUAUUGUUAUUGCUGCUUUUGGAGACACAAUGAAUGAUGAUGGAAUGCUAAAGUUAGCAAAUUUCUCUAUAUGUGUCUCGAAUAGUGAGCAAUAGCUUAUAUAAUGGGCUAAUUCACAUCAAUAAUAAACUCACCCACAGCUUUAUGUUUCUUAACACUCAAAUGGUUAUGCCCUUUUGGAAUUUGUUAAGCAAUAUAUUAACUGA
Messenger RNA from Tetrahymena thermophila SB210, 1728 nucleotides. Its product is annotated as sucrose-6F-phosphate phosphohydrolase. The record is from RefSeq and is a predicted model, not a curated record. Lineage: Eukaryota; Ciliophora; Oligohymenophorea; Hymenostomatida; Tetrahymenidae. The transcript has a single exon.